Dermatophagoides pteronyssinus (European house dust mite) is the source of this 557-nucleotide messenger RNA. RefSeq lists its product as uncharacterized. The record is from RefSeq and is a predicted model, not a curated record. Lineage: Eukaryota; Metazoa; Arthropoda; Arachnida; Sarcoptiformes; Pyroglyphidae.
CUAAUGUAAAGUUCGAAAAUUCGAACAUGUUUUGCUGUGGCAUGGCUUUAUUAUUGUAUUAAUUGUUUGAAUUUGUUUAUUGGUUGAUAUCAACAAAAUUAUCAUGGGUAAAUAUACAUUGGAACAGCGUGAAAAAAUCGUUGAAAUCUAUCAAGAACAUAAAUCAUUUGCUAAAACACGAGAAAUAUGUCGACAAUUAUUUGGCGAUGAAAUGGUUCCGAAUUAUAUAACUAUUAAACGUUAUUUGGAAAAAAUUGAACAAUUUGGCGAUCUUAAGGAUCAACCUCAAUGGAUUUGGGUUAGAUGUAAUGGCCGUUAUAAACAAAAAAGAUAUAAACCUAAGAAAAAGAAAAUUGUCAAAUCAAAAGGUCAAAAAUCUCGAAAAACUGGGAAAUAACCGAAUUCGUUAAUUUAACCAAGAAUUUCAUUAAUUCGCAAUAUAAUCAAAGCAAUUUUUUUUGUUGAAAUUUUGAAUCUCUUUUUUCUUUGUUCAAUUAAUUUACGCUAAAUAGAGAUGUUAUAAAUUAAUAAAAUUCUUUUAUAAACAUCAUCUGAAA